UCACCCAGGGACUACUUUGUUCACCCAGGGACUACUUUGUUCACCCAGGGACUACUUUGUUCACCCAGGGACUACUUUUUUCACUCAGGGGGACUACUUUCUCCCCCCUCCCCCACUCGUGUUCAGUUCCAGAAGAUGGGGAGGGAUAUGGGAGCUGUGAGGAGCCGCCUCAUGGAGAUCGCUAAUCACGUGGACCGUCUGUACCGUCAGCUGCGAGUGCGCGUGCUGCUGGUGGGACUGGAGGUUUGGACGCAGGGCGACCGCUGCCACGUGUCCGUGGACCCGUCGCAGACUCUGGCCCAGUUCUCAGAGUGGAGGGCGAGGGAUCUGGGACCCCGUCUGGGGCACAACAACGCGCAGCUCCUCACUGGAGUGGAUUUCUCAGGAGACACGGUGGGACUUGCCUACGUGGGAACAAUGUGUGGAUCCAAGAGUGCUGGAGUCAAUCAGGACCACUCGGACUCGGCUGUCCCCAUCGCCAGCACCAUGGCCCACGAGAUGGGCCACAACUUCGGGAUGAGCCACGACCACGCCGCCUGCGAGUGCCCCGCGGCCGCCUCCCAGGGGGGCUGCCUCCUGGCGCCCAGCCUCAGCUCCGUGUCUCCCCGGGUCUUCUCGUCGUGCUCCACGGCCUCCCUGAACGACUUCCUGGCCGGGACCCCCCCCAGCGGAGUGGGGGGGGGCCCCUGCCUGGACAGCCCCACGGACUUCUCCAGCAUCGUGGGGGGCCCCCAGUGCGGGAACCUCCUCCUGGAGGCCGGCGAGGAGUGCGACUGUGGGGGGCCGCAGGAGUGUACAGGACACUGCU
Messenger RNA from Petromyzon marinus (sea lamprey), 808 nucleotides. The record is from RefSeq and is a predicted model, not a curated record. Lineage: Eukaryota; Metazoa; Chordata; Hyperoartia; Petromyzontiformes; Petromyzontidae.